GCGCGCUUUGGGGUCCGUAGUGCGUACAGAGCGAUAUCGGAUGAUCCGCGGGCCUCCCCGGAUCUUCCGCGGCCGCCGUGCAUCUGCGCCAGUUGGAAGGAGAGAAUGAGAUUAUCCAACGACAGAAGGAAGCGGCAGUGGUGCGAGCCACACGAGAAACAUGACAUGCAUGCGGUGAUCCACUGCAUGGGGUGUACGGGGUAGGGUUUUCAGUUAGAAAACAGGUCGAUGGCUCGCUCAGUUGUCUGCGCGUUGGGGAUUCUCUAUUAAUUACCCGUCUCUUGGAGAACACAACAACACCAUAUCAGCAUAUCAUCAACAACAACGCCAAAAACAUCAACAACAGUGACAAGGACAACAAUAACGAAGACAGUAGCAACAACAGCAACAGAAAAACGGUAACCGUUUAUUCUUGGCGUGAAAUCUCUGAAACGCUAAAAUUCGGUGAAUCACACACGACAUGGCUGCAGAUGCGCAGCCACAUGACCACAAGGACUCGUCUCUGACCUCGACGCCUUCCAACAAUGACGCCGCUGCCUCCCGAGAGAGCACCCAAGAACCUUCAAUGGCCCCGGCCCCGGCCCCGGUUCCCUUUGUGCCACCGGACGGAGGCAUGCGGGCUUGGCUCACGGUAGUCGGAGGAUGGCUCUGCCAGUUUUGCUCAUUCGGCUUCAUCAAUGCCCUCGGGUCCUUCCAAUAUGUCUACGAGAAGGAGAUUUUGCCCGAUAAGUCCCCGUCUACCAUUACGUGGAUCCUUACCACCAAGCUGUUCCUCAUGUUCUUCCUCUCCCAGCCCGUCGGCGUCGGCGUCGACAUGUUCGGCGUGCGGCCCAUCCUCAUCCCUGCUUUUGCCUUCUGCGUCGGCGGUCUCAUUGCCCUGUCCUUUGCCACCGAGUACUGGCAGAUCUUUCUGGCCCAGUCUAUCUGCUUUGGCCUGGGCGCCGCCGGUGCCUUCGUCCCGGGCCUGGUCGCCGCCGGCCAGUACUUCAAGAAGAGGCGGGCCCUGGCCAUGGGAAUCGUUAUUAGCGGCAGCUCCGUCGGAGGUGUCGUGUUCCCCAUCAUGCUUGCCCGCCUCUUUGAAGAGAUCGGCUUCCGCCAAACGAUGCGCUGGACGGCUCUGAUGAUCGGCGUUAUGCUCGCCAUCGCCAACCUCCUGGUAACCAGCCCAGUGCCGCCAAAGGGCCUGGCCGGCCGCCGAACCCUCACUACUCUGAAGCCCUUCAAGAUGCCCACCUAUCUCCUGUUUGUUUCUGGCAGCUUCCUCUUCUACUGGGGUCUCUUUGGGCCCUUUGACUACCUACCCCUUUUUGCGGAAGGGGACGAGUCGACCAAAAGAAUCGCCCUCUACACGGUCUCGAUGGUCAAUGCCGCCUCAAUCCCUGGCCGGAUCCUGCCCAACAUGUACUCGGACCGGGUGGGCUCGUCGCUGCGCACCAUCUCGCUGUGCGGCCUGCUGGCCGGCAUCUCGGUGCUCGUCAUCUGGCUGCCCAUCAAUUACCGCCACUCUCUCGCGGGCCUGAUCAUCUUCGCCCUCGCCUUCGGGGUCACGUCGGGCGCCUUUGUCUCCCUCAUGACCCCGGCCAUGAUUGAGGUCGCGGGCGGCCACACCACCAACCUCGGCGCCAUGGUCGGCACCUUCUUCGCCAUCAUUGCCAUCGCCAGCCUGACCGGCCUCCCUACCCAGACCGCGAUCGCUGGCGGCCACGGCGGCGGCGGUGACACCGACUUGAUGGGCCUCAUCGUCUUCUGCGGCGUCGUCAUGCUCGCCGGCACCGCCCUCGUCUACGCUGCCUCCGUCUUGAGCGCCAGGAACAAGAGGAGGGCCGCCGACAAGGAGGCCGUCGCGGCAAAUGCAAACGGCCACAUGGCGAGCGGGGAAACAAAGGCCUAAUUAGAUCCUGUACGCCCGCCUUACUAUAAAAUAUCCCCAAGUUCUAUACCCGCGCGCGCGUGUGCGUGAAGACAGAGGAAGAAGAUACUUGAAAGUUUGCAUUGUGGGCUAUAUAUAACCCAUACUGUAAGUUGCCGUUAUAUCAUUUAAAAUAUGUCCCAGAUAACCACGGGGGUUGACUGAGGGGACGUCCACCGGAGGAUCCAAGCAGCUCAGAGCUUCGCAAUGGAGCACGAGAGGCCUUCUCUCGUCCUCAGGAAAAUGAAUAUUCGGAGCUUAAUUAAUUAAUGAUCCCACUUGACAUCCGCCCGCUUAUUUCGCUAUGUUGGCUGUUCAAGAACGCAG
Thermothelomyces thermophilus ATCC 42464 is the source of this 2236-nucleotide messenger RNA. RefSeq lists its product as uncharacterized. Gene Ontology annotation, molecular function: transmembrane transporter activity. The transcript has 4 exons. Bases 461 to 1891 code for a protein of 476 amino acids. Gene Ontology annotation, biological process: transmembrane transport. Gene Ontology annotation, cellular component: fungal-type vacuole membrane. The record is from RefSeq and is a predicted model, not a curated record. NCBI's taxonomy places the organism in Eukaryota, Fungi, Ascomycota, Sordariomycetes, Sordariales, Chaetomiaceae.